GCUCGCUCAGACAACUUGAUACAGAGUAACAGUAAAUCAGACAGACGGACAGACAGAGAGACGGAGAGAGCAGCUCCUACGGCAGCAGCAGUGAAACUGUAACCCUGUUGCAAGUAUUUUUGGCCGCUGAUAGGGACCGAGUGAGAUCACUGCGGUCUCUUUUUCUCGGAUAGACUCAAGAGUUGUUCGGCGAGAGCAACGCGAGGGACCGUUUUCAGGCUCGUUUCUGCUAUAUCUUCAUUUUAUAUCGCACUGGAAAUGUCCGAAAACAAGCCAAAUGAUGAACCGAAGUUAUCUACGACGGACAGGGUGGUGAAAUCUGUCCCCUUCCCCCCGAGUCACCGGCUGACGGCCAAAGAGGUGUUCGACAGCGAUGGGAAGCCCAAAGUGGACGUGCUGAAAGCUCACCUAACCAAGGAGGGCCGCGUGGAGGAGGCGGUGGCCCUCAGGCUCAUAGGGGAGGGGGCCGCGAUCCUACGCUCAGAGAAAAACCUGUUGGACAUCGAGGCCCCCGUGACAGUUUGCGGAGACAUCCAUGGCCAGUUCUUCGACCUGAUGAAGCUGUUUGAAGUAGGAGGAUCGCCAGCAUCCACGCGCUACCUUUUCCUGGGGGACUACGUCGACAGAGGGUAUUUCAGUAUUGAAUGUGUGCUGUACUUGUGGGCCUUAAAGAUCCUUUACCCCAAAACACUGUUUUUGCUGCGUGGGAACCACGAAUGUCGACAUUUAACAGAGUAUUUCACAUUUAAGCAGGAAUGUAGAAUUAAGUAUUCAGAGAGGGUGUAUGACGCAUGUAUGGACGCCUUCGACUGCCUUCCCCUGGCCGCGCUUAUGAACCAGCAGUUCCUGUGUGUACACGGAGGGCUAUCUCCAGAAAUCACAAAUCUUGACGACAUCAGGAAACUAGACAGAUUCAAAGAGCCUCCGGCGUACGGACCGAUGUGCGAUCUGCUGUGGUCCGACCCCCUGGAGGACUUUGGGAACGAGAAGAGCCAAGAGCACUUCACACACAACACGGUGCGAGGCUGCUCCUAUUUCUACAGCUACCCUGCAGUCUGUGACUUUCUACAACACAAUAACUUAUUAUCUAUCAUCCGGGCCCAUGAAGCGCAGGAUGCUGGAUAUCGCAUGUACAGAAAGAGUCAGACCACUGGCUUCCCAUCCCUUAUCACCAUCUUCUCAGCUCCUAACUAUCUAGACGUCUACAACAACAAAGCGGCUGUUCUGAAGUACGAGAACAACGUGAUGAACAUCCGACAGUUCAACUGCUCGCCUCAUCCCUACUGGCUGCCCAACUUCAUGGACGUUUUCACCUGGUCCCUGCCGUUUGUCGGGGAGAAGGUGACAGAGAUGCUAGUGAACGUACUGAGCAUCUGCUCCAAUGACGAGCUGACGACCGACGAGGAGCUGGACGGACAGCUAAUAUAUCCCCCCAAAAAAGGUGCCACGGCUUCUGCCCGUAAGGAGGUCAUCCGCAACAAGAUCCGAGCCAUUGGAAAGAUGGCCAGGGUGUUCUCUGUGCUCAGAGAGGAGAGUGAGAGCGUGCUGACGCUGAAAGGACUGACCCCGACAGGCAUGCUACCAAGCGGAGUGCUGUCCGGCGGCAAAGAAAAGCUGCAGAAUGAAACUGCAGCUACUAUUGAAGCUAUUGAGGCUGACGAAGCCAUCAAAGGCUUCUCGCCCCAGCACAAGAUCACUAGCUUCGAGGAGGCGAAGGGCCUGGACCGCAUCAACGAGAGGAUGCCGCCGCGGCGGGACGCCCUGCCGUCCGACGCCAGCCUCAACUCCCUCAACAAGGCCCUGUCCUCGGAGACCAACGGCACGGACGCCAAGGGGAGCACCAGCAGCGGCAGCAACAUCCAGUGAAGGCCGGCAGCGAGCGCCCACCUCGGCCGACGGGGCUGACUCGGCCCCCAGCCUCACCACGGCCCGCCACCGCAGGAAAAAGGGAGAGGUGGAAAGGGGAGGGGGGAGUGUUUGAGUGUGCAGUGGGGAGGCAUGUAUGGCUCACACUGGGGGGACAUCUCACUUGCUAGUCUUUGGAUAUGCCUUCUAAAUAUUAGUUCAUAGUCUCAUCUGCUAAGUUAUUGCCAGGUCACAUUUCUGAACGGUCAGGCCUUUCGACGCGCUUGGCUCGGCUCCACACCACAGUAUGUCAGAGACAAAGAGAGGGGACAGCGAUCUUAAAGGUGAUUGGUUGAUUUUCUCUUUUUUUUUUUUUUUCUUUUUCGUUUGUUUGUUUGUUUCUCUGAAGACCCUUUGCUCAUUUACACCGAAACGAAAAAGAAAGUCGCGUAACUUCUUACUAACUAUUGUACGUUUACAAAAAUACAGCACUAAAAAGGACAGAACAUGAGAUCAUGUUUUUAACAUAUAAGGGUGUACAAACUAAAUAAGGACUAUUUAUUGAUAACUUUUUCUUUUUUUUUUCUUUUUUUUUUUGCUACUCUUAUAAAAUAGCUCUGAAUUUAAUUAGGCAGUCUUAAAAAGAAUGUUGCAAUGUUGUCGAAAUGCCAAAUAAUGGAACGUUAUAUGGUUUUGUACAUAUUAUGCUUACCUCAGGUUCUUUUGGUGUGUGCUUUGACCUGAUUUUUCUGUAUAAUGGCUAAAUAACUCGGUGAUGAAUACCUAUUUUCUUGAGUUUCAUAACUGGAAUUUACACUUAACCUAUCUAUCAUUUGCAAAUAUGUUUAUUUUUUGUCUCUUUUGGAAGGGGCGGGCGGGGAGGGAGGGGGUGGGGUGGGAGGGGUGGGGUAGAUUUAUUGUGGCUUGCUGGAACUGAGUGUUAAUUUUCCUCUUUUUAAGUAUUGCGAACAAAGUUAAAAAAAUAAAAAAUAACUAAAUAAAAAAUAGAGAACCUAUAUUGUGUAAAAAAAAAAAAUAGGAAAAAAAAGAAGAAUACAAUAAAGUGUCUGCCUAUGCAUGUUUUAUAAAAAUCAAACAAAAGGAAAACAGUUAAAUCUGAAUACCUUGGCUGUGGAGGCCUGUUUUGAAAUAUAUUGCGCUUUAGUGAACAUAUACUGGAAACGUAUACCUGCAUACUUUCAAUUAACACCAUGAUGCUCUAUGCCUUCUUUUGUAAUUGAAGCAUUUCAUUAUCUAAGACGGAUGAGGAAUCAUAUUUUUAACCUGCGCUUGUAAGUGCACACAGUCCAAUUAAGCAUGUUUGACAAUUCUUGUGAGGUGUGUGGUUACAUGUGGAACUCCAAAAAUGCAUGAUUAGCUGUUUGUGUCAUAUACCAGGUGAAUCGGUUUUGUUUUGUAAAUGUGCCACAGAAAGUGUAAUUUGAUUAUGAUUAUUAUUAUUUGGAACUCUGCUUUGUAUAUCAGUUACAGGUUUGAUACUGCUCAAUACUUUAAGAUGAAACGGAGAAAAAAAAAAAAUAAAUAACUUAGAUCUUUUUUAAGAACUGCUUAAGUGCCCAAGUAAUUCACUACACGACAUGAAGCCUUGCUUUUGUAAUUUAACUUCGAAACUGUUGGCAGAUGAGGCAUGCACUUGCAACUAUGAAAAGUAUUUUAUAUAACUGUUCAAUAAAAAUGUGCAUGAAUUUCAACUUGAAAUGAA
Messenger RNA from Mugil cephalus (flathead mullet), 3568 nucleotides. RefSeq names its product serine/threonine-protein phosphatase 2B catalytic subunit alpha isoform. Gene Ontology annotation, biological process: calcineurin-NFAT signaling cascade. The transcript has 16 exons. The record is from RefSeq and is a predicted model, not a curated record. Gene Ontology annotation, molecular function: calmodulin binding; calmodulin-dependent protein phosphatase activity. Bases 259 to 1866 code for a protein of 535 amino acids. Lineage: Eukaryota; Metazoa; Chordata; Actinopteri; Mugiliformes; Mugilidae. Gene Ontology annotation, cellular component: cytosol; calcineurin complex; cytoplasm.